GGGAGGGAGAAGUGUUAUUCCAGAACACUGAGUAAUUUUCUACAGCAAAGACUAUACGUACAUGCACACACUUCAGUUAAUUUUUGGUUUCAUAUACGUCAACUGACAGAUUUGAAAGCCACAUGAAAUUAUCUUGUAAGACACCAACUAAAUUAAGAGCAAAAAGGUCGACAGUACAGACAAAGGAAAAGUAGCAUGUCACUAUGCAAAGAGCUGAUCACCUGACAACACUAAAUGAAACAUUUAACUGAUUCCUUUAACGCUUCAAUGCUUCUCAGACUACUGCAGCUCAUAGAACAGAAGAACCACCACAGAUGUGGAAGAACAGUGAGUGGAAAAGAAGUAUCAGUAGUUAACUAGAGGGCUGAAGCAGCUCACACGGAAGACUGCUGCUUCUGGCACUGAAGGCAUCGGAGAACUUAUAGGUUUUGUCUCUCAGAGAGGCAUUCAUACUUCGCCUUGCCUGUAAGACAUUUAAGAUGCCCUCCACCAAUUUCUCAGACUGCAAUGUUUAUUCUGAAAUGGAGCCAUUUACUUAUUUUUAUUACUUGAUCUUUCUUAUUGGGUUCAUUGGGAGCUGCUUUGCUUUAUGGACUUUCACACAGAGAGAGCAGAAUCGCAAAUGCAUGAGCGUCUACUUAAUUAACCUACUAACAGCAGAUUUUUUGCUAACUCUUGCCUUGCCAGUGAAAAUCACUGUUGAUUUAGGAAUUGCUCCCUGGAAACUGAAAAUAUUCCACUGUCAAGUCACAGCUUGCCUCAUCUAUAUCAACAUGUACUUAUCAAUCAUUUUCUUGGGAUUUGUAAGCAUGGAUCGUUGCCUUCAGUUAAUACAUAGAUGCAAGAUUUAUCGCAUCCAGGAGCCUGGUUUUGCAAAGAUGAUAUCAACAGUAGUUUGGGUAAUGGUUCUCUUUAUUAUGGUGCCAAAUAUGGCAAUUCCGAUCGAAAAAAUCAAAGAAAAGCCAAAUGUGGGCUGUAUUGAAUUCAAAACAAAAGUGGGAAGAGACUGGCAUGUCUUUACUAAUUUCAUAUGUUCUGCAAUAUUUCUCAAUUUUUCAGCCAUGGUGCUUAUUUCUAACUUCCUUGUCAUCAGACUACUCUAUCGAAACAAAUACAGUGGAAGCUACCGCAAUGUGAAAAAAGCUCUGGUGAACAUACUCUUAGUCACUGCAAGCUACAUCAUAUGCUUUGUUCCUUACCAUAUUGUUCGGAUCCCGUAUACUCUGAGUCAAAGCAAAGCUAUAAUCACAGACUGCUCUCUCAAACAAUCCCUCUUUAAAGCAAAAGAAUCCACUCUGCUGUUUGGUGUGUCAAAUCUUUGUUUUGACCCACUUUUGUAUUUUUAUCUUUCAAAGACAUUUAGACUGAAUGUGACUAAGACUUUUGGAUCACAUAAAGAAAAAAACGCUCACCCAGAAAAUGAGUUAACAGAUAUAGCACUAUGAUGCUUCAGCUGAGAACCUGAGGGCCUUUCCAUAUAAUCAAUUCAUUGCACAUUAAAAUGCAUUGUCUCCCAAUUAUUGUGCACAGCUUUCACUUCUUUCUUCCAGGUACAGCUUUAGUUGUAGGGACAUUACAUUUUUUUAGUAAGUGCUAUGUUUUGUCUCCCUCCCCAAAAGAUACUACAUUCAUUGCUAGUGCCUUGUAGAAUUUGAUUGCACACAUAUCAUAGACAAUUAUUUGGUUUCUGAAGGAUGAUGUACAAUCUUGGUCAUUCUCAGAGUAGAUUUAAGUCCAAUGAUUUCAAUGGUUUACUCAGAGUAUAACUUAGCUGGAUAUCACCAAAAGUGUUUAAUGGCAAGUGGCAGUCCUUUUACUUCUGCCCCAUAGACAUUAAAUCACAUUCAGUUAGCUAAAGUGGCAUGACUGAACACUUUUUGAACCUUUUUGAAGAAGGUUGCUUUCAGACUUUUGGCAUUUACAGCUGUGUUCAUAAGCAGCAUGGAACUCAUCUAUGGGACCACACACAAUGGGUCAAGUCCAGAUGCAACACUAAACAUGGUUUGGUGUCACAAUAACAAGCCCCGUGCUUAUCUCUUCUUUAUAGUUGGUUCCUGGUUUUUGCAAUCCACAGUUUGGCAAUCAAAUACAGUGGCAAACUAUGGUAUGCCAAAAUCCAGAAAGUUAAUAACCAAAUGGAACAUGGGCAGGGGAGGGAGGACUGCACAAGAACAGGGCUUGGUCACAUACACAUCUGAAUCAACACAUUGUUAAAAUUAUUUUUAAAAUAAGUUGUUCAAGUGUACAUCACUAUGUGCUCCCCAGGUGCACAGCUAUUAUUCCUAAAGCUUCACUUGUGGAAGAACAUCCCUGUUAGUUUCCACUUCGAGGGGCCUGUUUAUCCCACCCUUCUCCCUGUUGGAGCUGCUGGACGUUAAGAUCAAGAGGAGAUGCCACUUUUGAUCUUGCAACCAGACUAUCACCCACACUGGGUUCUAUGCCAGGGUGGGAAGACUUACACCAGGAGCUUCCAUCUGAAGUUACACCUUUUGGACUAUAUAGGCGAGAAGCCCUAUUAUUGAAACUGUUGCCUCUACCUUAUUGUUUAGUUUUUACUGUUUAGCCCUGUGAUGUUCUGAUGUUUUAUAUGUCUUUGCUUUG
Messenger RNA from Rhineura floridana, 2601 nucleotides. RefSeq names its product G protein-coupled receptor 171 (gene GPR171). Gene Ontology annotation, molecular function: G protein-coupled purinergic nucleotide receptor activity. The record is from RefSeq and is a predicted model, not a curated record. Bases 480 to 1445 code for a protein of 321 amino acids. Gene Ontology annotation, biological process: G protein-coupled receptor signaling pathway. Lineage: Eukaryota; Metazoa; Chordata; Lepidosauria; Squamata; Rhineuridae. Gene Ontology annotation, cellular component: membrane. The transcript has 3 exons.